Molecule: messenger RNA, 934 nt
Organism: Numida meleagris (helmeted guineafowl)
Lineage: Eukaryota; Metazoa; Chordata; Aves; Galliformes; Numididae
Gene: RPAIN
Product: RPA interacting protein
Exons: 7
Coding region: 81-737 (218 amino acids)
Biological process (GO): protein import into nucleus
Cellular component (GO): nucleus; PML body
Source: RefSeq, a predicted model, not a curated record
UCGCCUUCCGCGCGCUGACGGCGGGACUACGUUUCCCGGCGCGCCCCGCGGCGCGGUCGGUCACGCGCCGGCGGCGGGCGAUGGAGGAGCCGCUGAGCAGGCACCGGGCGCUGUACAAGGGCCCGGCCGCGCCGCCAUGGAAGGAGACGUACCGGCGGCGCUGCCUGGAGCGCCUGAGGAGCAGCCGGGAGCGGCUGCUGCGCCGCUACCGCCAGGCGGGGCCGGGCCCCGGGGCGCUGCUGGUGCCGGAGGUGAUGGAACGCGAGUGGCGGAGCCUGCAGGCCGAGCGCGGCGCGCCGGGGGAGCGCGGGCAGCGCGUGCUGCAGCAGAUGCCUGAGGACCCGGACGAGCUGGCGGUGCUGGAUGAAAUCCAGCAGGAGCUGAUCCUGCAAGAACAACUGGUUAUAGAAGAGUACGAGCGAAGUCUGCAGUUUGAUGAAGAAUGCCUCAAUGCUAUCCUGGAUGGCUUGGAUGCCAGCAACAGGAUCAUCUGCCCAGUGUGCAGAAAGAACCACCUGACUGUGAGGAGUCACUCGGUUUCUUGCCGCUGUGGGUUGGACAUCCCUACUCAGGGUAUGACGGAAGAGAAGCUUCGCUCACUUCUAGAAAACACUAUAACAGAGCACAGUCACAGGUGCCUUCACAAUCCGGAGUUCACAGUUACCAGUGGAAUGGAGGAGGAAGCCAGUCUCCUCAUGACCUGCCUGGUCUGUGACUCCUGGAUGAUUCUCCUCUAAGUUGCUUCAGCUGCUGCUUUGUCAGUGACUUCGAGACUAGAACUCAACCUAGAGCUGCUACUGUCUUCUAAUGUAUAUAUACUUGUGUCUGCUGUGUCAGAAAUACUUCACAAGGCAACGCUACUGCCUUAACCUGCACUUUUGAUGGCACAGUCCAUGUUUUUAUAAUAAAUAUUUCAUCCUUCAUGUCAUCUUCA